GGGCUGGGCUGAGCCGAGAUUUCAUUGUCAUGGCACAGUGAAUCUCUGUGAUCAGAGGCGGCUGUUUCAGGAGCUCGCUUUGAGGGGGUCCGACCCAUCUCUCCAGCCGCCCACAUGACAAAGUCAGUGGAUUGAUGGUGUUUGAGCUGAGGGGAUGGUACACAUGUGACACUCCUUAGGACUGAUCCACGCCAAGUACACAAUGGGCAGUGCUGACAUCUUGUGUACCCUUCUGAUGGGCAUGCUGAUACUGGGUGUGUCCUGGGCUCAGCGAGAGGUGACCGUGCAGCAGGGUCCCCUGUACCGUACCAUGGGCUCCCACAUCACAAUCUGGUGCAGUGUCAGUGGAUACCAAGGCCCAUCUCAGCAGAACUUUCUGUGGUCCAUAUACCUACCUUCUGCCCCUGAUCGAGAGGUGCAGAUAGUGAGUACCGAAGAUCCUGGCUUCUCUUACGCAAUCUACUCCCAGCGGGUGAGCAGUGGGAACAUCUACGUGGAGCGAGUGACCGGUGAUCACGCUCUGUUACACAUCAGCCAGUUGGAGGAGCGAGAUACUGGAGAGUAUGAAUGUCACACACCCAAUACGGACCCAACAUAUCACGGGAGUUACAGCGCUAAGAUGAACCUGAGUGUGAUCCCGGACACCCUGGUGGUCUCCUCUUCUCCUGAGACCCUGCAGAAGAUAGAGGGUGGCCUGUUGCAUCUGUCCUGUAAUGUGUCCCGGAGCUCCGCCCAACACACACAUCUGUCUGUCUCAUGGUACCGCAGGACAGGUGACCAGACAGAUGAGGUCAUAUCCCUGGCCAGAGACUUUUCCUUGCAGUCCAGUCCAUCCUAUGCACAGCGCCAUUCCGUUGGGGACAUCAGACUGGAUAAACUGGGAGAUACUACCUACCACCUCACUCUGUACAAACUGCUGCCAUCUGAUCAGGGAGAGUAUUACUGUCAGGGGACAGAGUGGAUCCAGGACCCUGACGGAACAUGGUUUCCCAUGACACGCAAAGAGUCCGAGGUGACAUCAGUGACCGUGCAGCCCACAGAUAAGGAGUUUGUUGUGCGCCUGGACACAGACCGGCGGUCGUACAGUGCUGGAGAUACUGCAGAGCUGAGGUGCAUUAUUGAUGCCCAGAAUACAGCUGAGCGUAUGUUCUCUGUGUCCUGGGCCUUCAACAGUUCCCUGAUAGCCAGCAUGACCCCCGGGGGAGUGCCCACUCUGACAGGAGAGUUUGCCCAUCGCGAGAGCCGCGGGGAGCUGCGAGUAGGAAAGGAAAGUGACAGCAUCUUCACACUGAAAAUCUUCCGUCUGCGACAAGAAGACAGCGGGAAAUAUAACUGCAGAGUGACUGAGCGGGAGAGAACCGCCUCCGGGGAACUGACCGAUCGUGAGAGCAAGAGGCCAAAAAACAUCCCAAUCACUGUGAUGCCUCUAAGAACCACUCUUACAGUCACAGUCACUGCCAACUCCAGCUCUGUGCUUGAGGGCUCUCGACUCUCCUUUACCUGUUCCAUUGCCUCCUUGUCUGGUCCUCGUAGCCGCAUCUCUGCAUCGUGGCACAUACAGGAUAGACAAGGUCGCAGGAGAGAAAUAAUCCGUCAAGACCGUGAUGGAGUCACCUGGUCUAGUGAGAUGUACAGAGAGCGAGCUACUUCUGGGGGGCUCCGUAUGGUGAGGACCGGCUCCGAUACCUUCAGCUUGGAACUGGAGAGCAGUCAGCGAGGGGAUUCAGGCUCUUAUGAGUGCCGUGUGGCGGAGUGGAUACCAGUUCCAGAUGGAGAUUGGCAGAUGGUUGGUGAGAGAUCUGCCCAAACCAGUGUGGAUGUGACCCCACUAGAGACAGGUUUUGCAGUCACCGCCAUCUCCCGCACGCCCGGGGUCACAUACUAUGACUCUUUUGACCUUCAGUGCAUCUUGAAACCUCACUAUCCUGCUUGGGUGGGUAUCUCUGUCACCUGGCGCUUCCAGCCGACCGGAGGAGGGGACGCUCAUGAACUUGUUACCUUCAGUCGUUCUGGGGGGGUGCAGUGGGGAGAACGAGCUGGGAACUUUCGUGGGCGCAGCAUUGUAGAAAAGGCAGAUUCCAGCCACAAUGUGCGCCUAAGUGUGAGCCGUGCUAGUGAGUCCGAAGCUGGCAAGUACCAGUGUGUGGCUGACUUGUGGAGGAAAGAGUACAAUAACAGCUGGACCCGGCUUGCAGAACGCGCCUCCAACCUGCUGGAGAUACGAGUGCAGCGUCCAGUGUCCCGGCUCCAGGUCAGUAAAGUGAUGCGCUCUAUAAGCGUCUUGGAAGGCUCCUCGGUUACUCUCACGUGUUCUGUGCGCUCUCAGACGACCUCAGACUCUCGUUUCAUGAUUCUUUGGUUCGCACACCAGCCUGCCAGUGCUGAUGGCAAGUUGAUUGUUCGCAGCGGAUCUGGGACGGAGUAUGGAACUUAUGCUGAGGAGGCUGCCAUGCGUGGUCGUUUGCAACUUGAGUUGACCUCACCUGGACAGUACACUCUGACUCUACAGGGAGCACGACACAAUGACAGUGGCAGCUACUACUGUCACGUGCAGGAAUGGGUGAUGGAUCCUAACCAGGCCUGGUACCGACUAGCAGAAGAGGCUUCCGGGAUGACCGAGGUCAUUGUCAGGCGCCCAGAUAUUAAUCUGCAGCUGGACCAUCUCCCAUGGAACACAUCAGUCAUAGAGGGGGAGAGUUUCACCAUAUCAUGCCGUGUCCUGAAUCGUACACAGGGUGACUCCCGCUUGUCUGUCGAGUGGCUAAUAUGGCGAGCAGGAGAGCCUGAGCGACAGACCCUGGUUAAGCUGACACCUGAUGCCAUCACAGAGAGAGGGAACUUGCCCUCUGAGCUGGCCGCUCGUUUACAACUCUCACAGCCGUCGCCAGGAUUGUACACCCUCACCCUGCAUAGUGCUGAGAAGGGAGAUAGUGGAGCCUACAGCUGCCAGGUGCAAGAGUGGCUGCAGGAUCCAGGGCGCCAGUGGUAUAGAAGAGCAGAGGAGCGUUCGGGUGUAACAUAUGUGAGCGUGCGCCGGCCAGAUCCACGCUUGCAGCUGAACGCCACCCGUCUCAAUAUUUCAGUGACUGAGGGCAGCCACUUGGAGUUGGACUGUAUCAUCUCCUCUCGCUCUCGCCUGGAUUCCCAGCUAGCUGUGUCCUGGUCCCUACAGAGUGCAGCACGGGGGUUGGAGCCUGAGCUAGUGCUGAGCACAGACCGUUCUGGAAUGUGGACGCCGGUGGCCCCACGCUGGGAGGGCCGCCUGCAGCAGCUCCAGUUGUCUACCACUCUCUUCAGACUACGGGUCCCACAAGUUGGCCCAGGGGAUUCUGGGAAUUACACCUGCUCGGUCCAGGAGUGGCUGCCAGGGCCCCGUGGGGACUGGUACCUUCUGGCUCAGGAUGAAGCUCUGAUGGGAUGGGUCAAUGUGCAGAGCAAGGACUCCACCUUGCAGUCGGUGAUCUGCUCCAAUGAUGCGCUCUUCUACCUGGUCUUCUUCUACCCAUUUCCUAUCUUCGGCAUCCUCAUCAUCACCAUCCUUCUUGUGAGGUUCCACAGCCGGCCCUCGGGCAAGACAGGUGAGGGCAAGAAUGGGGUGCCUCUCCUGUGGAUCAAGGAGCCCCACCUCAACUACUCUCCCACCUGCCUGGAGCCUCCUGUACUCAGCAUACACCCAGGGACUAUUGACUAAGGUCAGGAGAUCGGACUUGUUACUUUUGGUAAUCUCUGUGCCAGCUAUGGCCGCUCUCAUUUCAGCCAGUGAAAGAAGACACCCUGAAAAGGAUUCUGGGACGUUUGUGACCAUCAUUCUUUCUGCUGUGGUCUGGCUGCGGCUGUGUACUCCACGUGUUUAUCACAAAGGAUUAACUUCUUGUUAGAGACUUGUUUCGUUUUUUAAUGACUUCAUGCAUUGGAUUUUAGGACUCUGGCCUUUUGCUCCAGCAGAGAUGUUAUAUUUAUACAGAUAAAUCAAUUUAACUUAUCUUUUGGCUGAGGAACUCCUUAUGUGCCAUUGGGAGGGGAAGAAGGAGAAUUCCUUUUAAUUGGAUUACUACAAGAAAUUCUGAGAAAUUGCUGACUCCUGCUCUGGUAGUGGGAGGGUUAAACCUUUGAUGCAGCAAGGGCUUGUGUAAUGUGUUUGCAAGACCUAUAUCCAUAAAGUGCAUUUUGUCCAUGUGAAGGACUUCAUUGCGGUCCUUGAGGGCCAUCCGAGACUGUCAGCCAUGCUUUGCAAGACGUGUGUUUGUACAUAAGGUGCCCUUAUUAAAUCUGCGCUUCCUGUGAGUGGAGGCGUGUUUUAUAUCGCCCCCUUCCUGCCCACGCCUCCCUCUCCUUGCCUAUAGGUGCUUUUAUGUAGCCUUGUGUUUUUUACCUCCUGUUUUAUUUGUUUCACUGUAAAAAUUGUGGGUAUGUCUUCGGCUUAGCAUUGAGCUGACACCUGCUCUGUGUGCAUGACAGAUCCUUUAACCAUUUCACUGCCAGAAUAAUCUAUAGUGCACCAUGUGCCAGUGUCAUACACUUGAAACUUUAGCCAGAUCCACGUUUUGCUCAUGCAGGUGAGCCUUCUGUAGCUAUCUGUGCAUCACUCAAUAUAUAAAGAUCUGUAAACCUGGGUUAUUGUUUCACGUUGUUACUCCACGUUUUUCCACACUUGGCUGUGAACACUCCUUGCUGCAUUAUCUACAGCUUGUUAUCUGCAAUAUUUCCAGUAUCCACAAGUGUGUAAAACAUGGCUCACGUUGUAGAUGCACUGAAUUAUCUUUGAAUGUAUUAUAUUUUUUUAAUAUAUCCAGCUAAUAAACAGGGAGAAUGUAUCUGGCAUAGAAAGGGUUAAAGGUGCUUUAUAAAUCCCGCAUUUUGUCCAUGCAUGACCUGAAGCUUUGCCCUGGGCCCCACAGAUUGUGAUAUUUUGCACUGAGAUUGUUUUUUAUGAUGUUUAUUUGAAAACAGUAAAAUGUUUUGUGUUUCA
Messenger RNA from Bombina bombina (fire-bellied toad), 4969 nucleotides. It is a transcript of the gene IGSF3, whose product is annotated as immunoglobulin superfamily member 3. The transcript has 11 exons. The coding region runs from base 203 to 3691 and encodes 1162 amino acids. The record is from RefSeq and is a predicted model, not a curated record. Lineage: Eukaryota; Metazoa; Chordata; Amphibia; Anura; Bombinatoridae.